AUGGCAUCCAAAACAGCCGCAGCGGUGGUUGACUUCACCCGCAUUUACACUUCUCUUGGUCUAGGAAAGGAGACCAUUGCCGCCCUCCAGGCUUUCCGUAAGCGCCACGGUGAAGCUCAGCGCGCACAAGCUACCUAUUCAAAUCAACCAACCACUGUCGACUUCUCCCACUAUCGCUCUGUAUUGAAGAACAAGGCUAUCGUGGACGAGGCCGAGAAACUGCUAAAGGACUUCAAGCCCGUUACCUACGACGUUAGCGAACACAUCAAGGCGAUUGAGGCUUUCGAGGCCAAAGCCGUCUCUACAGCGAAGGAAACAGAGGAAAAGAUUGACGUGGAGCUUAGGGAUUUGCAGGCAACUCUGGCGAAUAUUGAGGAGGCCCGUCCCUUCCAGGAUCUUACGGUUCUGGACAUCGGCGAAGCCCACCCACGUAUAAUCGAGACGGUCGAGACGAUGAUGAAGAAAGGCAAAUGGAGUGUUCCCGGCUACAAGGAGAAGUUCGGCGAUCUCAAUCUCAUGUAA
Molecule: messenger RNA, 522 nt
Organism: Lentinula edodes (shiitake mushroom)
Lineage: Eukaryota; Fungi; Basidiomycota; Agaricomycetes; Agaricales; Omphalotaceae
Product: ATP synthase d subunit
Exons: 6
Coding region: 1-522 (173 amino acids)
Biological process (GO): proton motive force-driven ATP synthesis
Molecular function (GO): proton transmembrane transporter activity
Source: RefSeq, a predicted model, not a curated record